This is a messenger RNA of Trichoplusia ni (cabbage looper), 3409 nucleotides long. Its product is annotated as putative sodium-coupled neutral amino acid transporter 10. Lineage: Eukaryota; Metazoa; Arthropoda; Insecta; Lepidoptera; Noctuidae. Gene Ontology annotation, molecular function: amino acid transmembrane transporter activity. The record is from RefSeq and is a predicted model, not a curated record. The transcript is spliced from 10 exons. Gene Ontology annotation, biological process: amino acid transmembrane transport. The coding region runs from base 172 to 2982 and encodes 936 amino acids.
ACGUCAACGUCAGGCACGUCAAAAACAUAUCCACCUCCUGAGUAAGGCAAUUCAAAACAAUACAAGCAACAGUGUGAACAAGCAAAUGACAGUUUUGCAAAUGUGAUAGCAAGGAAAUUGUGGCUUUAGGGUAGUUUUUCAGGCAUAAAUUAUAUUAAUGCAAACUUAGCCAUGGGUACCACAGGCCAAUCAAUAACAUUGGCUAACAGCAUCAUCGGUGUAGGCAUUCUGGCUAUGCCAUUCUGCUUUCAACAAUGUGGUGUUUUGCUCGCUACCCUUAUUUUAUUGUUUAUGGGUCUUAUCUCAAGACUUUGCUGUUAUUUUCUACUCAAAUCUGCGUUACUGGCUAGGAGAAGAAACUUUGAAUUUUUAGCUUUCCAUGUGUUUGGUCAAGCGGGGAAGAUUGCGGUGGAAGUGGGUAUCAUUGGCUUCCUCAUGGGCACAUGCAUAGCGUACUUCGUGGUGGUCGGAGAUCUCGGUCCGCAGAUCAUCGCGAAGAUGUUCAAUAUCAGUCAGAGUGAUAUCUUAAGAACAUCAAUAAUGGUGAUAGUAUCCCUGGUGUGCGUGCUCCCGCUGGGCCUGCUGCGGAACGUGGACAGCCUCAGCAACGUCAGCGCCGCCACCAUAGCCUUCUACUUCUGUCUGGUUAUGAAGGUGAUCCUAGAGGCAGCAUCUCAGUUGGUGUGGAGUGAGUGGCCCCGGCGCGUGGAGAUGUGGCGGCCGGCGGGGCUGCUGCAGUGUGUGCCUAUAUUCUCCAUGGCGCUCUUCUGUCAGACACAAUUGUUCGAGAUAUUCGAGUCACUACCCUCCUUAUCCUUAGAAAAAAUGAACGUAGUCACCAAGAACGCCAUCAAUAUCUGCACAGCAGUGUACUUCACUCUCGGCGUGUUCGGAUACAUUGCGUUCUCGUCACAAGAUAUAUCAGGCAACAUCCUCAUGAGCCUCAGUCCGACGAUGGCUAAUGACGUCAUCAAGCUCGGGUUCGUCAUGUCGCUGGCGUUCAGUUUCCCGCUCAUCAUCUUCCCCUGCAGGGCAAGCUUGUACUCGUUCUUGUAUAAAAAGGUCCACUCAUCCCACCACGACCACAUCAUCAACCACUCGAUCCCCGAGCCCACGUUCCGCUGCAUAACCGUGGCUAUCGUAGCUGUGGCGCUGUUCAUCAGCCUGCUCAUACCCAACAUAGAGCUGGUGUUGGGGCUGGUGGGCUCCACCAUAGGAGUGCUGAUAUGUGUCGUGUUCCCCGCGGCCUGCUUCGUCAAUGUCACGUUUAAGAAUACCAAUGAAAGGGUUUUGGCUAAGGGUGUAUUAGUACUAGGUCUGAUUAUAAUGGUGCUCGGUACAUACGCGAACUUAGAAGCUGCGGAGAGCUCGCACGACAGGUACGACGACAAGUACACGCAGGAACGGAUCGACAAAAUCGUUGAGGACUUCUUCGAGAAACGAGAUAAAGAUGAUGUUUUUCUGAAGCCGCCACCACAGACUAAUAGUAUGCCGAAAGAAACCCACAAUAACUUAAUAGAAAAUAAUUUAAUUAAAGAUUCUGAAGUUCAACCACCGAAUCCUGUGCCGCCUGAGUCUCAGUCCAAUGAAAAGAUACCAGAAUCGAAAUUAAAAUUACUACGAGAUGAAGAGAAACCGCUACUACAAAUACCACAAAUCAAACAAGAUAUCGAUAAAGUAUCGGAAACUCAUCCUAGAAACCUUAAAACAAAGCUAGAAAGUAAAAUAGCUAACGGUGUCAGUAACGGCGAAGCAGAGAAAGCGAAGGAGCCAAAGGAAUCAAAACAAUCCAACGAAGACAAAAUAGACAUGAUGAAACAACAAAAACUCAUUGAAACUAUCAAACAACAUGGCGAAGAACAAAAAGAAUUGAUCAAGGAACAAAAGGAGAUAUUAGACGAAAUUAUCAAGACUAAGAAAGAACUGCAAAUAGAGCAGCAAAAUAAGAACGAAGCAGACACAAAUGAAGCGAAGAAAAUCGCUGUAGAGAGCAUUAAACAAAUCGCUAACAAGGCAAUACAGAGUAUAGGAGGCGUGUCUGAGAAGCCAGACCAAGUCAAAGAUGAGAAGAAAGAAAAACUGGAGAAACUGACCAAUGAGGCUGUUCAAGAAAUAGCUAAGAAGGCUGUAGAAACGAUAGAAGCUUUACAAGAGAUUAAAGAAAAACCUGAUCCACCGAAAGUGCCACAAGCUGCCCAAAACGGGGCUGUUAUACCUCAAGCAAUACCAGCACAAAAUGUACAGCAUGUUGUACCUAUUAACCCAGAGAUGAAACAAGACGCUAAUAUUCCUGCACCGAAAGUUGACAUUCCUAAGACAGUACCAGCUAGCAACAAUAUAGUCAACAAUCUACCAAAUCAAAAUAUACCAUCUAACGUUAACCCUCAACAGAAUAUCGACGUAAAACCAAUAAAUGAAAAGCCGGCAGAAGUAGCACAAAAACCCGUACAAACUGAUGUACAAAACCCUGUACCUCAUGCCCAAAUACAGAAUGCAGCGAAACCACAGUCGUAUCAACAAGGUGAAGACGCGGCGAAAGUUGAAAAGAAAAUACAAAACGUGCCUAUACCUAUCGUACAAGAGCUAGCUAAUAAUAAUAAAGGAAAAAUACAAGAACCUUUGAAACUCAGUAAUGAGGAUAUUAAUGUUAAUGGUCCUAAGGUACAAAGUAAUAUCCAGGCUGGUAAUCAAGCCGUCAGACAAAAAAGGGAAGUCAUUGACUGCGAAAGGACAGUCUCAAUGAAGGCUGAAGACAAAGAGAUUUGCGAUGCUAUGAAAAGGCAACCGAAAGCUAAGGAUUCCCAAGAAAUUCUUCUUCAGAAUGUUAAUAAAGUUAAUAUACCAGAGAAUGUAGUUUCUCAGGAAGAUAUAUUACCAAAAGUCGACUUGAAUGAGGUAGCUUUACCCAAGAACUUGCUCGUGGAGUCCAACGCGUUGCAUCAUAUCGCAAGAUCCCUUAAAAGUUACGAUAAAGAGAGGUAAAAUUGUCAUUUAUGUAUGAUAGCGGGUAUUUUUAGCACAGUGUUGCAUUUAAUUGUUGUUAUGUUCGUGAAGCAGUAUUGUCGGUUAAAACCUUAAUUAUGUGUGUUCCUCUAGUUUCCUAUUAUAUGACAAUGAGAUUUUCUGCCAUAUAACUUUAGAUUUUACAAAUUAAAUCAAAAUUAUCAUUAAUCUUUUGGAAGAAAUGUUUUUCAGCAGUAUAACUGUAUCUAUUUUGAAAUAACUUUUUAAACAGAAAUCCAAAAACUUUUGUAAAGGCCUCCCUUCAAUGUGAUCUCUAAAGUAUUUAUUAUAAUUUAGGAUGAAACGAGAUUUUGGUUCGAAUAUUUAAUAACUUAACGCAUAAAGUUUGAAAAUGUGAUGAGUAACAUUGACUGAUUGUGUAAUAAAUAUUAAUUUUGAAAUACAA